Molecule: messenger RNA, 3775 nt
Organism: Medicago truncatula (barrel medic)
Lineage: Eukaryota; Viridiplantae; Streptophyta; Magnoliopsida; Fabales; Fabaceae
Product: putative E3 ubiquitin-protein ligase LIN
Exons: 9
Coding region: 354-3575 (1073 amino acids)
Biological process (GO): protein ubiquitination
Molecular function (GO): ubiquitin-protein transferase activity
Source: RefSeq, a predicted model, not a curated record
ACUCAUUCUCAUUCCCUUGUUGCCAGUUGUUGUUUUUUUCUUCACUCUAUUUUAUGUUUCUUCUUUUGUUUUCUUUUUUUCUUUCAUAAUCAUAACCAACCAACUCCUUUAUUAUAUAACAUAUAUCAUGUCAUUCCACCAAUAACCCUUCCUAAUAUUCCUUUCAAAACAUAAACCAUAAAAGUUCCCUUUUACUUUUGGUGUUUGGAUUUCCAUGCAUACCUUUCAGUUGGAGAUGUUGGUUUAGAAACUUUUAUUCUUCUGGUGUUGAAACUAAAGCUUACAAAGUUACAACAACAAAAAAUUCAGGAAGAGUUACUAUUCAGUUUUGAUUAUAGGGGACUUCAGUAUAAAUGGCUUCAUCUUUGGAGCAGCUUCUUGCAGAGGAAGGGUUCAAAGCAAGCAGCAGAAAAGUGCAAAGGUCAAGAUCUUCUUUCCAUCAUGGUGCUUCCAGUGAUCCACUUCACUCCUUGGAAGAUAGACUCUGCGUAUCAUCAAGUGAAAGAAUUAAAACACAGAAAGCAAAGUCUAAAACAGCCUCAAAAUAUCAGAUUAGCAAUACAAGUGACAAUAAAAACAUUAGAUCAAGUGAUAAUAAUGUUUUUAUAGGAAAUAAGUUAAAUAACGAACGGUUGAAGAACAAUGAAUCUGAGAAGAACAAGUCUUACAAUUCAUCAGAUAGUGAUAGUGGAUUUGAAGAUGCUUAUUCAAACCAAGUGUCUAAUGUGAAAAGAGGCAAAGAAAAGAAGGAACAAUUGGGGGAAAAGCCAUUGAAAGAUUCAUAUAUGCUUAGACAAUUUAGUGGAAAUAGAAAGAACAUAAAACAUCAAGAAAAAUCACACUCUAGAUCAAAUAGUAAUAGCAAAAACUAUGAAGAUAGCAAGAACAAAAAUAGCAAUCAUGCUAUGCAAUUGCAAGAUGCUUCUAGUCUUGCUAUUGAUGAAAUUGCAGUGAAAGCACUAGUUUCCAUUCUGAAUGGAUACAUAGAAAGUUUUCUAAUGGAUGAAGAUUUUCGGUCAGCGUUGCGCCACAAUUGUUUCUCCUCUUUGAAUUUCAUUCAACUUGAGGAAGAACACAAGUCUGAGACCAAGGUGAUUACAAGUCUUGAGCAAGCAAUUGAGUGCAUAGAAAAAACUGCUUCUGAGGAAACUAUAUCUGCAACACGUCUUAAAAGAGCAACAAUGCAGCUUAGCAUUAUUACUGGUUUGAGUUUGAAUGAUCUCAAGUACGGUUUUACGUGCGGGAUUCAAAAUUUCAAGUUAUCAGCUUGUGCUCAUCUUUACCUCAGUGUUGUAUAUUUGAUCCAAAGAAAAAAGAAAGUUUCGGCGAAGCAUCUUUUGCAAGUGUUUUGCGACUCUCCUUUUCAGGCGCGGGCGAUAUUGUUGCCUGAACUUUGGGAGCGUCUAUUUUCUUCGCAACUUUCUGAUUUGAAGAAAUGGUAUAACAACAAGGAAGGUGAAAUUGUUUUAGAUAUACAAAACAAAGCAAGAAAGAUAAAGAUUCUCCAGAAAGUGUAUAAUGAAAAUUUGGAUUCAGGAACUCAAUUAUUUGCUUUAUAUUACAAAGAUUGGCUCAGUGAAGGAGUAGAAACUCCAACUAUUCCUUCCAUUGGCAUUCCAUCAUUAUCCAUUACGAGUCGACAGGGAAGUUCACUUGGUCAUUCUUUUGAGUCUUCUAGCUCCAACGAACCAUUCUCACCACAGGCAAUGGUCAGCAAGAAACUUUAUGAUUCUUUCUUUGGUAGUAAACCUCAAGUCUAUGAAGUUGAACUUGAUGAGGAUGAAGAUAGCUUUGAAAAUUAUGAGAGAGGUUCUUAUGGUUCGACCAUCGUUAAAAAAACAUUAAUAUAUGAAUCAGAAACUGUUAAAUAUAUUGAUCAAAGUACUGAAGAGUUCACUCCAAGAGUACCAGUUCAUGAAUUCUAUAUACCUCGGAAAGGAACAUCAAGGACAGCUGCAGAAGAAUGGAAAGAUAGGAAUUCCAGAAAUGCCACUAGAAAAUAUUUCUCCAUAGAAACUAAUUCAAACAGUCACAUAUUUAAUGAUCAACCACAUGAAAAAGAAAAUGAGAUUUCUAUCAAAAAGACGCAGCCAAAUAAGAUAACCUCUACUAUUGAUGGAUCAUAUUCUCCAAGCAUACCACAGGAAUUUAUUUGUCCUCUGACAAGAAAUAUCUUUGAGGAACCGGUUACCUUAGAGUCAGGUCAAACCUUUGAAAGAAAAGCCAUCAAGGCAUGGUUUCAAAAGGGAAACAGAACAUGUCCAGUAACAGGAAAUACUUUAGAAUGUGUAGUCAUACCAUUUAGCAACCUUAUUUUGAAGCGUUUGAUCGAUAACUGGAAGUCAGAAGAUUUUGAUCGCCUUCUUGAUUUUGCCUCUCAAACGUUUGAAAAUUCAAAGGAAAUUAAGUUAAAAAAGCGCGACGAAGAUAUCGUUUUCAAGUUACAAGUUCUUUUAUCUUCCUUGAAAAAAGAGGACAAAUCAACUUAUGCUAAGCAUAUAAUCUCUUUAGGGGUUCUUUCAUUUCUCUGUAGGAGGUUUGAACAAGGAAAUUUGGAAGAAAAAUCUCAUGUGAUCGAGAUCUUGUUAAACUGUAUCCGAUCAGAUUCUAGUUGCAUAUAUAAGAUAGCAAGGGGUGUCAACAGAAAAUUUCUUCUUGAGCUUCUUCACAGUAAGGAUGUUACCCCAACAAAAAAUGCAAUACUAUUCCUUACUGAACUUUUGUCAAUGAAGAGAAGAAAGGAUGUCACUUCUUUCAUAAGUGGGUUGGUGGGAGAAGAUGUAGUUAGUACAAUGCAUAUUGUGCUCAUGUAUCUCAAGAAUUCUUCUCCAAUUGAAAAGCCCCUCAUCGCUGUCCUCUUAUUACACUUUGAACUACUGGUUGAGCAGCCUCAAAAGUUUAGCAUAUACAUAGAGAUGGCUGUGAAAGCCAUUGCAGAGGCACUUGAUGCCAGCUUAAAUGAUGACAAGGUUCAAAAGAAGUGUUGCAGAGCUAUUUUAAUCUUGUGUGGCCAUUUUUCUUCCACUGGAAUGAUAACAAAUAAUACUAGCAUCUUAAAGCAAGAAGGUUAUAAUAAUGGUAGCUCAGAAUUGAAAUCUCCUAGCCUUGAUGAUGAGGAUCAACGGCUAAAUGUAACCAUUUCAUCGGAAGAUGAAGAAGAAGAAAUGGAUGAAGAGUUCAUGGCGAACUUGUUAGAAUCAAUGAUUGGUGAUGGAGAAAGUCUAUUUUUGAAGACCAUAUCUAAAUGUUUAGAUUCUAGACAUGUAGAUUUGAUGAGGGCUUGUCUAAUAACUGUUACAUGGUUGAGUUCCUCACUUUCUAAACAGUAUAAUGCUGGAUUGCAUCUUCCUGCUUUCUUAGCUAUCAUCUCUCAGCUGAAAGGAAUCCUUGAAAAUGGAGAACUUGAGCUCAAGGCUCUCGCAUCUAUGUCCUUGUUCAACUUCAGUAAAAUAUCAGAAUGCAGAACACUUUUGAAGAUUAUGGCAGACGAUAUUGCUCCCCUUCUUCAUGGACUAGUUGAUGUAUUAUGGACUGCUAAGAAACUGCAUGCCAUUUUAUAUAGGGAGAAUCUGUAGUACAGAAUAUAUCUUUGCCUCCUCAUUUCGGAGUUCCAAUUUUGAUGACAUAUAGACUGUUGGAUAAAGUAAAUGUUUCAACACUGUAUAUUCUAUUCUAGAAAAAUAAAAAUGUAUAUUGAACUCAUCAACUUCCUUAAGUUUGAUCAGAAUGAAUAACUGUAAAAUCUGUGUCUUUGUUCAUGCAUGGAACUGUUAAA